This is a messenger RNA of Eptesicus fuscus (big brown bat), 1188 nucleotides long. It is a transcript of the gene ANKRD2, whose product is annotated as ankyrin repeat domain 2. Lineage: Eukaryota; Metazoa; Chordata; Mammalia; Chiroptera; Vespertilionidae. Gene Ontology annotation, molecular function: RNA polymerase II-specific DNA-binding transcription factor binding. Bases 16 to 1104 code for a protein of 362 amino acids. The transcript is spliced from 9 exons. Gene Ontology annotation, cellular component: nucleus. Gene Ontology annotation, biological process: regulation of transcription by RNA polymerase II. The record is from RefSeq and is a predicted model, not a curated record.
UGAGCCGGUGAGCUCAUGGCAAAGGCGCCCAGCAGGGCGGGGGUGGGUGCCCUGGUCUAUAAAGCCCCCGUGGCUCUUUGGCCUGCAGAAGCGGGUAUGGACAGCACCAUGGCGGGCUCCGAGGCGCUACAGAGCGCCACAGCGCUUAUUGAGGAGCGGCUGGCACAGGAGGAGGAGAAUGAGAAACUCCGAGGAACCGCCCACCAGCAGCUGCCCAUGGACAUGCUGGUGCUGGAGGAUGAGAAGCACCACGGGGCUGCGAAUCUGGCCCUACAAAAGGUUAAGGGCCAGGAGCGUGUGCGCAAGACAUCCUUAGACCUGCGACGGGAGAUCAUCGAGGUGGGUGGGAUCCAGAACCUCAUCGAGCUGCGGAAAAAGCGGAAGCAGAAGAAGCGAGCUGCCCUGGUCGCCCAGGAGCCGCCUCCGGAGCCCGAGGAGAUCACUGGCCCUGUGGAGGAGGAGACGUUCCUGAAAGCUGCCGUGGAAGGGAAAAUGAAGGUCAUUGAGAAGUUUCUGGCCGAUGGGGGCUCCCCGGACACCUGCGAUCAGUUCCGCAGGACAGCACUACACCGAGCUUCCCUGGAGGGCCACAUGGAGAUCCUGGAGAAGCUGCUGGAGAGCGGGGCCACUGUGGACUUUCAGGAUCGGCUGGAUUGCACAGCCAUGCAUUGGGCCUGCCGCGGGGGGCGCUUGGAGGUGGUGAAACUCCUGCAAAGCCGAGGAGCAGACACCAAUAUGAGAGAUAAGUUGCUGAGCACCCCCCUGCACGUGGCGGUUCGCACAGGGCACGUGGAGAUCGUGGAGCACUUCCUGUCCCUGGGCCAGGACAUCAAUGCCAAAGACAGAGAGGGGGACAGUGCCCUGCACGACGCCGUGAGGCUCAACCGCUACAAAAUCAUCAAACUGCUGCUCCUGCACGGGGCUGACAUGAUGGCCACGAACCUGGCUGGAAAGACUCCCACGGAUCUGGUGAAGCUGUGGCAAGCUGACACCCGGAAUGCUCUGGAGCACCCUGAGCCGGGGUCAGAGCAGGACGGGCUGGAGGGGGCUGCUGAGAGUGGGCGGGAGACCCCCCCAGUCUGUGCCAGCCCAGUAAACGCCUGAACGGCCCCCAGACCUGAGCCAUUCCUCUGCGGAAGACCCAGGGGCACCCACAAGCCCCCGAAAUAAAAAUGUCAUUUUGCUACG